Molecule: messenger RNA, 1109 nt
Organism: Caenorhabditis auriculariae
Lineage: Eukaryota; Metazoa; Nematoda; Chromadorea; Rhabditida; Rhabditidae
Source: the annotation of a GenBank genome assembly
AUGCUGCUGAUACUUAUAAUUCUGAUUUUCUCUCCGGUCGACGGAGUUCAGGUAUGCGAACGCAGAUGGAUUCUCUGUCAGAACUUUUAUUCCCUAGUUGCUCUCUAGUUUUAUGAGGUUCUUCUCUCAAGCGUUUAUCAGAAUCAUUUUUCUUCCACAAAAAGAAUACAGUUGAGAAAGGGAAAAGACUUUUUUCGAACAAUUGGACAUUUAAGUUUGUUUUCUAACCUGUAUAAUUUUCUUCUAUUUAUCGUGUAAAAAAACUGUCUCUGACAGUGAGAACUAUUGUUAUUCUUACGAUGAAACUUUUCAAAUUAUUUUGUUUAGUAUCUCUGCUAACUAUUUCGAAAGUUUUGAAAAAUGGCUAAAUGAUCAAGCAGAACUUUUCGAACGGAGUUCAAUGUCUAAAAAAUGAACUUGGUUCAAUAGAAGUGCUCCUCACAAGAAGAAUGUGAUUCGAAGUGGCCCCAGGCGGAAUGCAUUCGAGGAAGGUUCGUCGACUGAUUGAAACGGUCUCAAGCCUCAGAAGCUUCAGAUGCCGAUGUCCGCCGAAUACGCUGCGGAAGCCGAGUGAGACUCGUGGCUGGGUUUGCCUCUCAGUGGUCGAUGCAGGUGAGAUGCAAGUCAGGUAGUGUUCCUAGUCUUUUGCAGUCAGUGGUCAGUCGGGACCUCCACUCACCUGUCCGACGCCUGAAGGCGCUGGCUACCAGGUAAGUUGACUCUCGAAUGCUCUCUUGACUCUUUCAGGUAAUUUAUCGAGAAUCCGGCGAGUUGGCAAUGUGUUCGACGAAAAAGAAAGGUGGCUGUCCGCCCGGCUACGAGUGCAUUCAAGGCCUCUCAAUAUUGGGACCCCUCGACGGCGUUUGCUGCCCGGAUAGAGGUCGCUCCAAUUAGUUUUUGAAAGAACUACUCACUUUUCAGAAAACUCUUGCUCACAGCCCAUCUUCGACCACGAAGACGGCAAUCUAGCUAGAUGGGGAUUUGAUGGCCAAAAAUGCGUCCUAUUCAAAUGGAAUCCGGAACGUCCGUCGUCCGCCAACAACUUCAAAACAAAACUGAACUGUGAAUACAACUGUAUGAAUGAUUUUCAGUAUGAUAUUUUGAUGUGA